UGCUGGUAUAUAUUGGAAGCGAGGGCCGGGAGCAUCACAGUCAGCUUCUGCAUCGACUCCACACACCAUGAACGCCAAGAUCGCCAUCCUCCUCGCCCUCGUGGCCGUGGUCGCCGCCGACAGCGACGAAUUCAGAGGCUACGGCGCACCCAGGAGGUCCUCCGAGGAGUCCUACGAGUCCUCCGAGGCCCAGUACAACUUCCAGUGGGCUGUGGACCACGACCCCUCCAGCAACGAGUACGGCCACCAGGAGGCCCGCGACGGUGACAACACCAAGGGCUCCUACUACGUGGAGCUUCCCGACGGUCGCGUCCAGAACGUUGCUUACUACGUCAACGGCGGCUCUGGCUACAUCGCUGACGUCACCUACACCGGCUCCGCUGAGUCCUUCGAGUCCGACGAGUCCAACGAGUCCUUCCGUUAUUACGGAUCCAACGAGUCCAAGUAAAUCAUCGGCUGUCUUCCUUUCCUCCUGCACCGACAUGACGUGUAAACACAAACACCGCACACCUCCCUUCCCGGCUAGUCUCCCGCAGCGCAGCACAGCAGCUGCUCAACUCAGUCUCAUCCUGUUAUUUAUUGACCUAUUUAUGAUCAUUAAAUAAAAUAUUUUGCAUUACA
This is a messenger RNA of Scylla paramamosain (green mud crab), 621 nucleotides long. RefSeq names its product pro-resilin-like. Gene Ontology annotation, cellular component: extracellular matrix. Bases 68 to 448 code for a protein of 126 amino acids. The record is from RefSeq and is a predicted model, not a curated record. The transcript is spliced from 3 exons. Lineage: Eukaryota; Metazoa; Arthropoda; Malacostraca; Decapoda; Portunidae.